Molecule: messenger RNA, 848 nt
Organism: Eleginops maclovinus (Patagonian blennie)
Lineage: Eukaryota; Metazoa; Chordata; Actinopteri; Perciformes; Eleginopidae
Product: troponin I, fast skeletal muscle-like
Exons: 7
Coding region: 262-780 (172 amino acids)
Biological process (GO): skeletal muscle contraction; cardiac muscle contraction
Cellular component (GO): troponin complex
Source: RefSeq, a predicted model, not a curated record
UUCUGUCCCCAUGAGGUCUGAGAAAAAGCCUCCUGAUGUAGAUUUACGACCCGCCGGUCAGAGGAUGAAGGUAUUUCAGGAGCUCAUUGGUCCCAAAGUUCCUCAACACCAUAAAAGAGGAACCUCCGAAUCCCCGUCCCGGCACAUAUAUACCCCCCCAGAUUUCUCUUUUUUUUAGUCCGUGACUCCCUCUGUGUCCUCCACGUCGCUGUGCACUGCCUCUCGUCGCUUUGUGGAGUUUGAAACUAAAAAGAAGCCAAGAUGUCUGAGGGAAAGAAGAUGACAUCGAGCCGCAGGCAUCAUCUCAAGAGUUUGAUCCUGUCCAUCGCUGCUCAGUGGAUCGAGGAGGAAACCGCAGAGAUCGUUGCGACCAAAGCGGCUUACCUGGCCGAGAAUGCCGCCAAGCCCGACCUGAGCGGAGACCAGGCGGCUCUUAUGGAAAUCUGCAAGAAGCUGCACCAGGCCCUGGACAAGAUCGAUGAGGAAAGAUACGAUUCUGAGGCCAAAGUGAAGAAGAGCGACAAAGAGAUUGACGACCUGAAGCUGAAGGUGGUGGAGCUGGCCGGAGUGAAGAAGCCCGCCCUGAAGAAGGUCCGUAUGUCCGCAGACAGCAUGCUGCAGGCUCUGCUGGGAGGAAAACACAAGGUGACCAUGGACCUGAGGGCCAACCUGAAGCAGGUCAAGAAGGAGGUCAAGGAGGAGGCGAGUGCGGCGGUGGGCGACUGGCGUCAAAACAUCGAGGACAAAGCCGACAGGAAGAAGAUGUUCGAGACUUCCUAAAGACUUUCACCUCCUGUGCUACCAUCGUUGUUACAUCUCCGCUGUUCCGUGCAAAAACUAACCUAUGC